Penicillium soppii is the source of this 1686-nucleotide messenger RNA. Its product is annotated as tetratricopeptide repeat protein. The record is from RefSeq and is a predicted model, not a curated record. Bases 1 to 1686 code for a protein of 561 amino acids. Gene Ontology annotation, molecular function: protein binding. NCBI's taxonomy places the organism in Eukaryota, Fungi, Ascomycota, Eurotiomycetes, Eurotiales, Aspergillaceae. The transcript has a single exon. Gene Ontology annotation, cellular component: intracellular anatomical structure.
AUGGCACGCAAAAGUGAUUAUCCCUACAAUUUGGGCUCUUUUAAGAAAAAUGUCACUACCAACAGUGAUGAGGCACAAACAUGGUUCAAUCGUGGUCUUGUAUGGGCAUAUGCCUUCAACCAUACGGAAUCUGUGAUAUGCUUCGACCAGGCACUGGUGCAUGAUGAUACUUGUGUCAUGGCCUAUUGGGGAUUGGCUUAUUCACUGGGCCCCAACUAUAACCAGCCGUGGAACUUCCUCGGCGACCGGUUGGCUUCUGUUGUCCAAAAAACCUACCGCGCAUCACAGAAGGCCCUAUAUCUCUCGUCUAAUGCAUCGCCCGUGGAACGGGCUCUGGUCAAAGCACUUUCGGCUCGAUACCAAAGCGAUAAACCUGCCAGUAUGGAGCAAUAUGCGGCCCAGAAUAUUGCUUAUGCUGAUGCAAUGAAGGAGGUCUAUGAGCAAUUCAGCGAUGAUCUGGAUGUCGUCACGCUAUACGCUGAUUCCUUGAUCAGUCUUACUCCCUGGAAGUUGUGGGACCUGGUGACCGGAAAGCCAAACCCAGGAGCUCGCACCAUGGAGGCGAAAAGAGUGCUCGAGAAAGCUCUCGAGGACAAGAAUUCAUCCAAGCACCCAGGGCUUUUACAUAUCUAUAUUCAUCUGAUUGAAAUGUCACCUUUCCCGGAACUAGGGCUGCGACCCGCUGAUUAUCUCCGCGGCCUUAUCCCCGAUGCCGGCCAUACUAAUCACAUGCCUUCUCAUUUGGACGUUCUAGUUGGUGACUAUCGCAGCGCUGUUCGUGCCAACCAGCACGCAGCCAUCGCUGACGAAAAAUUCCUGGCGCGAGAAGGUCCACUCAACUUCUACUCCGUCUAUCGCAUGCAUACAUUUCACUCGCUCAUCUACGCAGCCAUGUUCGCAGGCCAGAAACAAGCCGCGUUCGACGCCGUUGACCGCAUGGAAGAGACCUUGCCCAAGAAACUGCUCGAGGAAAUGGCAGACUACAUCGAGAUCUUCAUGUCCGUCCGCGCACAUGUCAUGAUUCGAUUUGGCAUGUGGGAGGAAAUUAUUCAAGCCCCAGUCCCCUCAGAACCAGAAUUGUACUGCGUGACAAUAGCAACCUUGCACUACGCCAAAGGCGUGGCAUUCGCAGCUACGGGGAGAGUCCCCGAAGCAGAGGAACAGCGGGCGUUGUACCUAGCAGCGCAAAAGCGAGUCCCAGACACGCGCUUGGACUGGCCCAACAAAUGCAUUGACAUUCUUGGCGUUGCGACGGAAAUGCUCAACGGCGAGAUUGAAUACCGCCGCGGCAACUACACAGAGGCUUUCGCGCAUCUGCGCCGCUCCAUCGAAUUGGACGAUGGGUUGGGCUACAGUGAGCCCUGGAGCUGGAUGCAGCCCACGCGCCAUGCAUAUGCUGCUCUUUUGCUGGAGCAAGGGCAUGUUGAGGAUGCAGCGGCUGUUUAUCGUGCUGAUCUGGGUCUUGACGAUACUCUUAUUCGGGCCCGUCAGCAUCCGAAUAAUGUAUGGGCUUUGCAGGGCUACCAUGAGUGUUUGGUGCGUCUUGGCAAGACCGAUGAGGCGCGGGUUAUUCAGCCUCAGUUGGCGAUAGCGGUUGCUGUAGCUGAUGUGCCUGUGACUUCUUCGUGUUUCUGUCGACUGGAUACUUCUCAGGCGCCGAGUGCCACUAACGGUUGUUGUAAAUAA